AGAAGUCUUUUUGGGCAAACUUCUUUUUAUCUGCAACAUUACAAGUAUCUUAUACAUAGCAAUGUGUUACUUUAAGUUAAUUUCUCUCACAGUCAUCCUGUUUUUCAUCUGCUGUACUGUAAAACAAGUUCAGGGUGCCACAAGGAUAUAUAAAACAGUAAACACAACUCUGGGCCCUAUAAGGGGUCGGCAAUUUAAUACUUCAACUGGCAAUCCUGUUUACAUAUUCAGAAGAGUUCCUUACGCUGAACCACCAGUUGGAGAACGUCGUUUUAAACCACCAGUACCCCUAUCUCCUUGGAAUGAAACAAGAGACGCUUUGUCGUAUGCAGAUAAAUGUGUACAGAGACGUGGAUCUGGAGUAAUAGAAGGAAAUGAAGACUGCCUCUACCUCAAUAUUUUUAGCCCAGAGUUGCCAUCAAAUACAAGCAACCCCAAUAGACCAGUGUUGGUGCUAAUACAUGGUGGCUGCUUUGUAACAGGGUAUGCCCAAUCAAAUUCACAAGAUUAUUAUGUUGACAAUGGAAUUCUGGUUGUUACCAUACAAUACCGACUUGGAGCCUUAGGAUUCAUGAGUACUGGUGAUUCAGUUCUUCCCGGAAAUCUUGGCAUGAAAGAUCAGGUCCUUGCACUGGAAUGGACAAAACAGAAUAUUGCAGCAUUUGGAGGUAAUCCAGAUGAUGUUACAAUUGGUGGUCAAAGUGCUGGAGGAGCCUCUGUCCAUUACCAUGUGCUGUCACCAAAGUCAAAAGGUCUUUUCAAACGUGCUAUAGCACAAAGUGGAUCUGCACUUAGCCCAUGGGCAUUUGAUAAAAAUGCUACAGAUAGAACAUACCGUUUUGUUUCAUACCUGGGAUAUGAUGCACAGAACUCUUCAGACCUUAUGCAGUUUUUGAUGAUGGUCAAUGCAUCAGAACUGGUGAAAGCAAGCUUACCUGCUCUGUCUGAUGAAGAUCAUACAUCUACCUUUGUAUGUGUUUGGGUGCCACAUGUGGAACCUGAAAGUGAAGAUGCUUUUCUAACAGAGGAGCCAUGGGUGAUAACAUCAGAAAACCGAUAUAACCAUGUGCCAUAUCUGACAGGUGCAACAAACUAUGAACUGCUGAUAAGAACGCAGGAGGGUGGGUUGUUUGCAACUGAGGAAGGUGUAAAGGAUUUGAAUGAUAACUUUGAUGAUUAUAUUGCUCAUGAACUCAGGCUUUCUAGUAAAGAAGAGCAGCUGAAAGCAUCAGCACAGAUUCGGCAGUUUUUCUUUGGUGACAGUGAAAUUACUUUGGAAUCUAAUGACUCAAUUGCAACGCUGGUAUCAGAUCUCAUGUUUGUUGAAGGAGUACACACCGUAGUGCAAAACAUGAGUAAAGAUUCUGCAUAUCCAGUUUACUAUUAUGAAUUUUCCUUCUAUGGACCACUCAGUGAAUUUCCUGACUUUCCAGGAGCUUGCCAUGGAGAUGAUAGAAGAUAUAUGAGUAAUUAUGCAAGUCUUGAAUCUGAUUCUGCUGGAUAUAGAACUGGAAUUCGGCUGUUACAGAUGUGGUCCAAUUUUGUGAAAUAUAGUAAUCCAACUCCAUACACUGAUGAGUUACUUACAGAAGAAUGGAAUAUAUUUGAGAUAAAUAAUACAAAUUAUCUCGAAAUUGCGAGUGAUCUCCAGGCUGGUACGGGGCUCAACAAGGAACGAAUGAAUUUCUGGCAUAGUGUGUUGCCAUAGACAAGGCACUUUGAAAUAGAAUGUAUGUACAAUGACAGAGAGAGGUGCAAUUGACAGUAUCAUACAGAAAAUGAUUAUGACAGAGGCACAGGAGCUGUUAAAUUGCAAAAAAUUAGAUCUAAAGGAAAAUUUAACAAAUGGGCAAAUGUAAAAUAAAUUAUGUUCUACCUUUUCUAUAACCACCAAUGAAGCUAUUUCAUGUACUUUGUAAAGGAUAGAAAUAAAAAAUGAGAUGAGGCUUAAUACCAUGUCAA
This is a messenger RNA of Schistocerca americana (American grasshopper), 1962 nucleotides long. RefSeq names its product esterase FE4-like. The coding region runs from base 62 to 1708 and encodes 548 amino acids. The transcript has 11 exons. The record is from RefSeq and is a predicted model, not a curated record. NCBI's taxonomy places the organism in Eukaryota, Metazoa, Arthropoda, Insecta, Orthoptera, Acrididae.